GUCAGGAAGAAGCUUUGCUGGGGAGGCAUUGACGUCAGCAUGGAAAUAGACACUGGCUCUCCUGUCUGCGUCAUUCCUCGGAACGUGUAUCUUCAGUGCCGAAACCGCUGGCCUAGCCUUGCAAAAAGUGAACUGAGACUGAAUUGUUAUCUCGGGAAAUUGCCCAUCUUAGGAGAGCUGCAUCUGGACGUUGCUUUCCAGGGCCGCACGGUUCCUGCAAACCUGGUGGUGUUGGAUUGCCUUGGACCCAGCCUUUGUGGCCGGGAUGUAAUCAACAAGUUGAACUUGCUUGGCGCAGAAGUGGCCUCUGUUUCCGCUCACCGAGACCACCAGGAUUUGGAAUCCCUGCUGAGCGACUUCCAGGACCUGUUCGAGCCCGGUCUAGGAGCCAUCGAGGGGCCCCCCGUACAUCUCUACCUGAAGGAAGGAGCUCGCCCGAAAUUCAUGAAGGUCCCAACCAUUCGCCCUCAUGCUGCCGUGUGGUACCGGAACUUCGGGCAAGGUGAAAAAUGGUUGCCCGGGGUGGUGGAGAGCAACCACGGCGCUCGCAUGACUGUGGUAUCUACUCCCGGAGGCAACGUCCGCCGUCAUCUCGAUCAACUGCGGUUACGGGAGGUCAAGGCGGAAACCAGCGAGGCACCCGCCGCCAGCGGUUCAGCAGUACCUGCACCCUCUCCCAGGAGCCCUGCUGACCAGUUGGCCCGAGCCGCAGCCGCCAGCGGUUCAGCGGUACCUGUACCCUCUCCCACGAGCCCUGCUGACCAGUUGGCCCGAGCCGCGGUACCUGCAGCCUCGGCCAAGAGCCCUGCGAACGAGUUGUACGGCGACGCCACGACCUCAAGCGAGCCCGAAGACAGCUGUGUGCCGUUCCAGCUGCGACGGUCCACUCGGACUCGGAAACCCAUUGAUCGCCUUCAAUUAUAAGAGAAGGAGAAUUGUUAUCACUUCGGCCGAGUCACCGAAGCAUGACUUACUGUUAUCCGCCUUUUGUUUGUUUUAUUAACUGCGUUGCCAUUGGUCCGUGGAGCGCUAUAUAUAGUUCCACGCGGGCCCGAAAUAAACCGUUCAUACCCUGGUA
Ixodes scapularis (black-legged tick) is the source of this 1078-nucleotide messenger RNA. RefSeq lists its product as uncharacterized. The record is from RefSeq and is a predicted model, not a curated record. NCBI's taxonomy places the organism in Eukaryota, Metazoa, Arthropoda, Arachnida, Ixodida, Ixodidae. The coding region runs from base 40 to 924 and encodes 294 amino acids. The transcript is spliced from 2 exons.